Molecule: messenger RNA, 788 nt
Organism: Cynara cardunculus var. scolymus (artichoke)
Lineage: Eukaryota; Viridiplantae; Streptophyta; Magnoliopsida; Asterales; Asteraceae
Product: nascent polypeptide-associated complex subunit alpha-like protein 3
Exons: 4
Coding region: 94-690 (198 amino acids)
Biological process (GO): protein targeting to membrane
Cellular component (GO): cytoplasm; nascent polypeptide-associated complex
Source: RefSeq, a predicted model, not a curated record
UUUGUCCGAAUGUUUUAAAAACCCAAAUAGUUUGGUGUUUAGGGUUUUGUGAUUUCUUCUGCUCGCAUUUCGGCAAACCCUCUCUGCAUCACCAUGACUGCUCAAACACAAGAAGAACUCCUCGCAUCCCAUCUCGAACAACARAAGAUUGAUCAUGAUGAACCACUGGUUGAAGACGAAGAUGACGAUGAUGAAGAUGAUGAUGAAGAUGAUGCCGAAGGCCAAGGAGAUGCCAGCGGUAGGUCUAGGCAAAGCAGAAGCGAGAAAAAAAGCCGGAAGGCCAUGUUAAAGCUCGGGAUGAAGCCCAUUCCUGGAGUCAGUCGUGUUACCGUCAAAAAGAGCAAGAAUAUUCUGUUUGUGAUCUCAAAACCGGAUGUUUUCAAGUCGCCUGCUUCAGACACAUAYGUGAUAUUUGGUGAAGCGAAGAUCGAGGACCUGAGCUCACAGUUGCAGAGCCAAGCAGCCGAGCAAUUCAAAGCCCCUUCGAACCUUAGUAACGUGGUAUCAAAGCCUGAGGCUGAGUUGAGAGUGGUGGAUGAUGAAGAAGAMGACAUUGACGAGAAUGGGGUCGAGCCCAAAGAUAUCGAGCUCGUGAUGACACAAGCCGGGGUUUCCAGAUCAAAGGCAGUUAAGGCUCUCAAGGCUGCAGAUGGAGACAUAGUAUCUGCAAUUAUGGAACUCACAAACUAGAACCUCUCCAAUUCUAUAUUCCUGUAUGUUUAUGAUGUUUUUUAUGCAUCCAAAAACAACUUUAUGAGGAUUUAUAAAGAAAAUGGUUUGUUUUACUU